Molecule: messenger RNA, 1164 nt
Organism: Dioszegia hungarica
Lineage: Eukaryota; Fungi; Basidiomycota; Tremellomycetes; Tremellales; Bulleribasidiaceae
Exons: 6
Coding region: 1-1164 (387 amino acids)
Cellular component (GO): nucleus
Molecular function (GO): RNA binding
Source: RefSeq, a predicted model, not a curated record
AUGGCCGACCGUGCAUCCCGCUGGGACGCCCCCUCUUCCUCCUCCAGCGCCGCACCCGCCGCGGCUGGCGGUUCCACCCCGGACACCAAACCCUCCGACGCAGCCAUCACCGCCGCCGCUGCUAUCGCUGCCAAGAUCGCCGCGAGUCUGAGGCCGGGCGUAGCGGGCAAUGAAUUGAUGAGGCGGGAGAAGGAGGAAGGGGACUUUGUGCGGGAUAUCGAGAUUAACGAUUUGAGAAAUCGAUAUUUGUUGACAAAGGGGCCGACGCAGAAGCAGAUCGAAGAGGAGACCGGCGCCGUGAUAACCACCAAAGGUGUCUGGAUUCCCGACCGCUCCAAGCUCAUGCCGGGCGAAACCCCGCUCUACCUCCACAUCGUCGCCAACUCCCAAGUCGUGCUCGACAAUGCCGUCGCCAAGGUCAAUGAAUUGAUCGACCAGGACCUCGGACCGCUCCUCGACCCGAGGACGAUGGCGGCGCGGAACAGGGCGUUGGGGCUGCCGCCACCAGAAGGGUGGUUGCCUGGUGGGAGGGUCAAGUGGCCCGAGGCGAAAUUGCCUAUUGGGCUGGAGAGUCUGAGGAAUUUUAAUGUUCGGGCGAAGACGGUGGGGCCGGGGGGUAUGUUUGUCAAGUACAUCCAAGCCGAGACUGGUGCGAGGGUGCAGAUCAAGGGUAUGGGAUCAGGCUUCAUGGAGGCCGAUACCGGCAGAGAAGCAGAGGAGCCCAUGCACAUUAACGUUGCGGCACCUAAUCAGGACCAAGUUGACCGGGCUCGACAACUGGCAGAAGACCUCCUCGUCGUCCUGCGGAUAGAAUACCAGAAGGCACGAGACGGGACGGCUGGGGGCGGUGCGCCGGGUGUAUACCAGCCAGGAUCGGGAAGUUAUGCGGCUACGAACAAUGGACCGGACUAUGCUGCGUACUACCAGCAACAAGCGCAAGCGCAGUAUCAGCCCACCCCGCCGCAAGCGGGCCAGACUCCGGCGGUCGGCGGUCAGACGCCCGCGGGCGGUGCGGGUGCGGGACAGGUCAUGCCCCAGCCGGGAACGGAGGCGUAUGCGCAGUUCGCGGCGUACUGGGCGCAGUAUGGGUACAGUGUCGAGGACCAGCAGUUCAAGGACUGGUUUGCAAGUCAGUAUGGGCAGCAGGUACCGGCGGCGCAGUAG